AUGAAGGGCAGCGGCUGCUAUAUAUGUGGAGGUCCUCAUGGCUAUGCUAGGUGUUUGGAGAUAAAGAAUCUUGGUGCCAUACUGUGGGAGCGAAAGGACAAGGAAGUGGACCAAGGCCAGGGUUCAGACACGACUCAGCUAGGCAUGAUCGGGCUAUGUGGAGCCAUCGCGAAGCAAGCUGAGAAGGCGGGGGAUUACUCUGCCCAGUAUGUUGACAUAUCCAUCAACGGACGACCAGCCCGUGCCAUGGUAGAUUCUGGAGCAGAAGCCAACAUCAUGACCAAGACGUCGGCAGCAAGGUUGGGGCUAAGUUACGGGCCAAGCAACACCCGCCUGAAGACUGUCAAUGCCCCAUUGACUCCCAUGUCCGGAGUCGCUCAUAGAGUGGACAUCACGUUGGGCAAGUGGAAAGGUAAGACAAGCUUCACUGUCGCCCCCUUAGAUAUCUUUGAUAUUAUACUUGGGCAGGAAUUCUUCCAACGGUACCACACAAUGAUCGAUCCCUACCUCCAACAACUCUUGGUGAUGGAGCGAGAGGGACCCUGCAUGGUACCUCUAGUCAAGAUGCCGAAGAAGGAAGGAUAA
Solanum dulcamara is the source of this 585-nucleotide messenger RNA. RefSeq names its product UBA domain-containing protein Mud1-like. Lineage: Eukaryota; Viridiplantae; Streptophyta; Magnoliopsida; Solanales; Solanaceae. Gene Ontology annotation, molecular function: aspartic-type endopeptidase activity. Gene Ontology annotation, biological process: proteolysis. The coding region runs from base 1 to 585 and encodes 194 amino acids. The record is from RefSeq and is a predicted model, not a curated record. The transcript has a single exon.